AUGCCCCACAGAGUCGCAGAUUUCCUGCGGGCUUCCACAGAGACGUUUUCUGCCACUGCUGUCAACACAAUCAAGUCAUCCAUCCGACCCCAGCAACAAGCUCCCGUGCGACGUCGCAUUGAGCGCUUCCCAUCCUACGACCCCAGCCUGUCCGAGCAGUACGACGAGAUUCCGUAUCUGAUGUAUGCACCUGAGCCUGCUCCCGUCAAGGAAAAGAGAGAGCUGGCCAAGAGGGAGCGCAAGGAGAAGGACAAGAUGCUCAAGAGCCACAAGAAGGACAAGACCAACCACCGCAUCUCCCUGCCGUUUGGCCGCAGCAGGGAGAUCCACGAGAACCCACAUGCCGCGCUCGAUUGGAAGAUUGAGAGCCCGCCAAUCAUCUUCUUCGGGGACGCCGAGUCGUCCUCGGGCGCCCUUGUGUCGGGCCAGAUGAUCAUUGAGGUCAAGGACGAGCACCUCGAGAUUGAGAACUUCUCCGCGGCCCUCAACAUCCACGUGCACCAGAAGAAGCCUUUCAUGGUCAACUGCGCCGACUGCCUAGACCAAUACACGGAGCUCAAGAAGUGGACAUUUCUCAGCCACCCCACCACGCUGCGCAAGGGCAGGCACCAGUACCCCUUCUCCAUCCUUCUCGAAGGUCACCUGCCGGCCAGCCUCGACACCCCUCUCGUGUCGAUUGCCUACGAGUUCAAGUCGGAGGUGACCCUGGCCAAGAACGCCAGGAUCUCUGCGCUGCCGAUCAAGUUCUGGAAGGAUUUUGACGUCAAGCGCUCCCUCGUGCAGCCAGACACGCCCCACCACUCGGUGCGCGUGUUCCCGCCCACCAACAUCAAGGCUGGCGCCGACUACGACCAGGUUAUCCACUCGACCGGAUCGCAGCACGCCGUCCAGCUCCGUCUCGACGGUCUCACGACGGUCAAUGACGCCACCAAGACGGUCGAGUACUGGAAGCUCAAGAAGAUCACGUGGAAGCUCGAGGAGACGAUCAAGACGGUCGCCCCCGCCUGCAAGAAGCACCAGCCUACCACCCCUGCCGAGGGCUCAGCCCCGGCCGCGCAAAAGGGUGCCUCGCGCACCGAGACGCGCAUCCUCGGCGAGAAGCACAUGCACGACGGCUGGAAGUCGGACUACACGGCCACCGACGGCCACGUCGAGUUUGGGUUCGAGUACGGCGUCGCGGCGUCGCUCCUCGCCUCUUCGAAGAACGGCGCGCCGGGCUUUGCCUGCGACAGCCGCUCGCUCGACGGCACCUCGGUCUCGCACGCGCUCAUGGUCGAGAUGGUCGUCAGCAAGGAGUGGGCGCCCGCCGGCAAGCCGCACCUCGCCGCGCAGACGGGCACGGGUCGCAUCCUGCGCAUGCAGUACCACAUUAUGCUCACCGAGUGCGCCGGCCUCGGCGUCAGCUGGGACAACGAGGCGCCGCCCGUCUACAGCGACGUGCCUCCGAGCCCGCCGGCGUACCCCAAUGCGCAGCCCAUCGACUACGAGGCGCUGGAGAUGCUCGAUGCACUCCGGACGAGCCCAGAGCCGAGGGCAUGA
Messenger RNA from Verticillium dahliae VdLs.17, 1539 nucleotides. RefSeq names its product LDB19 protein. Bases 1 to 1539 code for a protein of 512 amino acids. The transcript has a single exon. NCBI's taxonomy places the organism in Eukaryota, Fungi, Ascomycota, Sordariomycetes, Glomerellales, Plectosphaerellaceae. The record is from RefSeq and is a predicted model, not a curated record.